Closterium sp. NIES-65 is the source of this 2619-nucleotide messenger RNA. The record is from the annotation of a GenBank genome assembly. Lineage: Eukaryota; Viridiplantae; Streptophyta; Zygnematophyceae; Desmidiales; Closteriaceae.
AUGCUCCAAUACCCCACCGCAUCACUGUGCCAUCCGCAGUCCACACCCUCUCUGCUCCUCGUGCACUCAAUGCCCGCGUUGCACUACGAGGUGUUGCGGGGGGCAGUGGGAACAGGGGCGCAUGUGCGAGAUGCAGCAGCGUAUGUGUUCUGGGCAUCGCCCACUCCUUCUCACCGGCCGUCGCUGCUGCCUCCCUGCAACAGCUUUGCCCUCCCCUCCUUGCCGUUGCGUGGUGUGACCGCCAGGUGGGCUGCUGUGACCGCCAGGUGGGCUGCUGUGACCGCCAGGUGGGCUGCUGUGACCGCCAGGGGGGCUGCUGUGACUGCCAGGUGGGCUGCUGUGACCGCCAGGGGGGCUGCUGUGACUGCCAGGUGGGCUGCUGUGACCGCCAGGUGGGCUGCUGUGACUGCCAGGUGGGCGGCAGCAGCGGCCUUCCAGGAGGUGGUGGGUCGCUUUGGCUGCAUCUCCGACGCCCACCACCCGAGGCACACCCCAUGCCUCCACCAGAGGAGCUGGCCAAGGAGUCCCGACCCCCCCUUUCGCCACGGAGCCCUUCUCGCCACUGCUGCCCUCCUGCCACCCCUCUCCGCAUCCUCUCCCUCCUGUGCCCUCACAGGCACCCUCUCCUCCCUCACCUCCUCUCUCCCGAGUCUCCUCGCCCCGCGCUCCUUCCGAGGGCGCCUAGCAGCAGAUCUCAAGGUGGCCUGCUGCCGCCUGCUCUCCGCGCUCGCUGCUGCACUGCCCCGCGCACACCUGCCGCCCCUGCCCGUGCCUGCUCUCACUGCUGCCACUGCGUGCCUGCAUGACAUGCUGGCUGGUGAUGGGGGCGAGCUCCAGUGUGCACGGGCGCGCUUUGUCUCAUUGGUGCAGGAGGCAGCAGCAGCAGCCCUGUGGGACCUCGCUCGCUCCCAGCUCUUCCCUGCCUGCACGCACCUCGUGCACCAGAUAGUCACCUGCCAUGCAGCGACUCUGGAGUCUACCAGCUCAGCAGCGAGCGUGGGGGGCGCAAAUACAGGGCAAGAGGACGGGGAGAGACAUGGGGGGACGGAGGGGAGAGGGGGUGAGGGAGGGGUGGAUAAGGGUGAGAUGUCAAGGUACGAGCUGGCGGAGCGGGUGGUGAAGGCGCUGUGUGCUGCUGCCACCAACAAUCGGGGGCGUCGUGCCGUGUCUGACGUGGCAGUGCGGGCAGCAGCCGUGGAGGCACUGGGUAAUGCAGCCAGCAUCAUUCCCCUCCUGCAGGCCGGCGGGGCAGGCGCAAGGGGGCACGCAGGGACAGGUGGGGGAGCCGGGACACAGGUGGGGGAGGGGGAGAAGGAGGAGGUUGAGCUGAGAAGGCAGCGUGGUUUGGUAGGGCUUGGGUGGUGGGAGGAGGGGGGGGAGAGUGUGGUGGGUGCGUUGCUGCGAGCAGCACAGGACUACACGGAGGACCAGCGGGGCGAUGUGGGCCGCCUUGUGAGGGAAGCUUCUAUGAAAGCACUGGUGGGAUGGGUGGGAGAAAUGUACAGGUUGAGAGAGGUGGGAGAAGGUGAUGUGGGGGAUGGAGGGGGUGCAGCAGAGGCGAGUCUCCCACAUGGCGUGCCUAGCCCUGCUCUGCCAACAACACACGACGCCUCUUCCCAGCAGCAGCGAUACAUUGGGAUGCGGGACUGGUGCAGAGCGGUGGCAGGGCGGGUGGUGGGUGUGCUGAUGAAGCAGGCGGGGGAGAAGAUUGACGGCACACGCGAGGUGGCAGGGCAGGGGCUGCAGCGGCUGCUGUGGGGAGGGAAGCACGGUGCAGUGAUGGUGGGGAUGCGAGAGACAAGAGAGGAAGCAUGGACAGGAGAGGCAGUUGAGACAUGUGGAGCUGGUGGCAGCACGCUGGGGACAUCAGGUGGAGGCGAGGAGGGGAGGGAUGGAGGAGGUUCUGUGAGGCAAUGCGUGGGCGGCAGGGCGGAAGGGAGCGGUGUGUGCAGGGAUGUGGAUGGGUGGGAGCAGCUGAGGCAACAUGUGCCCUCUGACCCUCACUUUGCAUGGAAGAAUCCCGCGGCUGUCUUUCCACGCCGCCUCACUGCUGCUGCUCCCCGCCUACCGCCUGCCUCUGCUAUCGGGGCUGCUGCUCUCCGCGGGCGCUCUCUCUCACUCCCUCACCGCUGCCUCCCUGCGCGCCCUGCUCUCCCUCAAACAAGCACUGGGGGCACAGGGGGGCACGAGGGAGGCAGGAGAGGGGGGUGGGGGCAGGCAGUGGGAGGAGGUGCAGGGGCGGAUAGCAGAGGAUGUGGUGGUGCUGCUGAGGCGGCACCGCAAGCAGACCCGGGUCAUAAUUCUGCGAUUGCUGCCCUGCUUCAGGCCGAGUUCUUCGGGUCACUAUCAGCUGACAGCCCAGCUUCAGACGAGCAUUGCCCUGCCCUCGCAGCCUAUUCCCGCCACCACCCCCCUGGCGGCUCUACCCGGGGCGCUGGUGGAGGGAUAGGAGGAGGAGCUGUGCCGCCCACAGCCCACGGCAUCGGUGCCCAAGAUGCUGGGAGCCGUCGACCUGCUCUGCCACCUCGUCGCCCCCCUCUGCUCCGCUUGCCGCCACGCCCUCUCCACGCUCCUCUGGCUGAUCGCCGUGCGCUUCCCCACUGUGAGUUCACCUCAUAG